Messenger RNA from Arvicola amphibius (Eurasian water vole), 3492 nucleotides. It is a transcript of the gene Tnfrsf1b, whose product is annotated as TNF receptor superfamily member 1B. Bases 63 to 1496 code for a protein of 477 amino acids. The transcript is spliced from 10 exons. Gene Ontology annotation, cellular component: membrane. Gene Ontology annotation, molecular function: tumor necrosis factor binding; tumor necrosis factor receptor activity. The record is from RefSeq and is a predicted model, not a curated record. NCBI's taxonomy places the organism in Eukaryota, Metazoa, Chordata, Mammalia, Rodentia, Cricetidae. Gene Ontology annotation, biological process: intrinsic apoptotic signaling pathway in response to DNA damage; positive regulation of membrane protein ectodomain proteolysis; regulation of T cell cytokine production.
AGCUAGAGCGCAGAGGAGCCACUGGAGCUCCAGCCUCAAGGGCGGGAGCCACUGCCUCCCCUAUGGCGCCCUCCACCCUCUGGGUCGCUCUGGUCAUCGAACUGCAGCUGUGGGCCGUCGGGCACACUGUGCCCGCCCAGAUUACCUUGACACCCUAUGCGUCAGAAUCUGGGGACCUGUGCCAGAAGCCAAAGGAAUACUAUAACAAGAAUGCCCAGUUGUGCUGCGCUGCGUGUCCGCCUGGCCAGCAUGUGAAAUACUUAUGCACCAAAACCGCAGACACCGUGUGUACCAACUGUGAGAUGGGCACGUACACCGAACUCUGGAACCGUCUUCCCAAGUGCCUGAGCUGCGGUUCUCGCUGUGACCGUGACCAGGUGGUGACCCGCAACUGCACGAAACAGCAGAACCUAGUGUGCACCUGCAAAGCCGACAUGUAUUGCGCCUUGCCAGGGAAAGCUGACAGCUGUCGACAGUGCAUGAGGCUGAGCAAGUGUGGUCCCGGCUUCGGAGUGGCCAGUGCGAGAGCUGCAAAUGAGAACGUGGUGUGCAGGGCCUGUGCCCCGGGGACAUUCUCUGACACCACUUCAUCCACAGAUAUGUGCAAGCCUCACCGCAGAUGUAACAUCCUUGCCAUUCCUGGAAAUGCAAGUGCAGAUGCAGUCUGUGCACCUGAGUCCCCAGCUCUGAGCACCGUCCCACGGGCAGUCACUAUAUCUCAGCCAGAGCCCACAAGAUCCCAACCCCAGGAGCCAGAGUCAGAGCACAGCCAAAUUCCACCCACUGUCUCUCUCUUUGAGACAAAAGAGACCUCCCCUAAAACUGAAUCUAGUACCACGGGUGGCAUCUCUCUUCCGAUUGGUCUGAUCGUUGGGGUGACAGCUCUGGGCCUGCUGGUGUUAGGGCUGGUGAACUGCUUCAUCCUGGUGCAGAAGAAAAAGAAACCCUCCUGCCUGCAAAGAGAAGCCAAAGUGCUUCACCUGCCCGAUGAGAAUUCCCGGGGUGCGACUGGCCUAGAGCAGCAGCAUCUCUUAACCACAGCACCCAGUUCCAGCAGAAGCUCCCUGGAGAGCUCGGCCAGCACUGGGGACAGAAGGGCGGCACCUAAGAGCCAGCCUCAGGCAACAGCCACGGAGGAGGCCCAAGGGACUCAGGAGGCCUGUGCGGGCUCCAGGAGUUCAGAUUCUUCCCACGGCAGCCACGGGACCCAUGUCAAUGUCACCUGCAUUGUGAACGUCUGUAGUAGCUCUGACCACAGCUCACAGUGUUCUUCCCAAACCAGCACCACAGUGGGGGACCCAGAUGCCGACCCCUCAGGAUCCCCGAAGGAUGAGCAGGUUCCCUUCUCCCAGGAGGAGUGUCCUUCUCAGUCCCAGUGGGAGAUCCCAAAGACACCACUGAGCCAUGAGAAGCCCUGGCCCCUUGGUGUGCCCGAUGUGGGCAUGAAGCCGAAUCAACAAGGAUGGUGUGACCAGGUCACAGCCAAAGUGGCCUGACCCCUGCAGGGGCAACGCCCUGUAAAUGGACUCCCAAUCCUUUAGAGCCUCAACCCACAGAACUUCAUGACUCUUUCUGGGACCGUUUCCUUUAGCAGCCUCUACAGCCUCUCUUGCCGGUCGAGUGAGGGCUGAGGCAGCCAGAGUGGCGGGAAACUCCUGCUUUGGUGUUCCAUGGGGCAGUCCCAGCAAGUCCUAGCUCUUCUGUGACCUCUGAAUCUCCUGGGCUGUGGCCUGAUUCUGGCUUCUGAGAGGCCCCAGCGUCUUUCCCUCCCAAGGAGCUAACAUCCUCAUCCAUAGGCUUGGAGAAAGGAGAGCACACCUCUUCAGCCUGAACACUGGCACCGCAGGGCGGUCCCAGCAGGAAGGAGGAAGUGGUGGCCUCAUAGGGCACAGGGGCCCUUGAGGUUAGUGCUAGACUCUUGCUUGGGAAGUACCUCCUCCAAAUCCACCACAAUCCUUCUGAUGCAAGAAUCAGAUGCACAGAGGCCCUGACAGGCAGGGUUCCUCUGCUUCAGGGUGCUGGGGUUGUAACUCAGUGGCAGAGUGGCCUCUUGGCGUGCCUUGGGUUCGAUCUCCAGCUCUAUAGGUAGAAAGUAAGUACAUGCAGCAAACACCUGGUUUGCAUUCUCUGCCUUUGACCUUCACUUCAGUGGGCACGCAGAGGGCUCCAGCUCCUCUCCCCCUCCCCCUGCCUUCUAAUGAGCCCUUCCAAGACCACGCCUUCCUUCAGGGACUCUCAGGGACUGUAGAGCUCCCAGGCCCCUGCAGCCACCUGCCUCCUCCUACCUCAGCCUGGACCACUCCCUCUAACUCCCCAAUGCUUGGUACUGUACCCACUGUGACCCUGAGUGCAUGUCUGUUGUGGAACAGCUUGUGGCAUCAGGUGAACAGCCCAUCCGGAAGAAGCUGAAGCCAGUGAUUUUGCCGAAGGACUCUUAACCCGUUUCCCCAUCAACGCACUUCCCUAGCAUGCCCAGAUCAAGGAAGGAAAGGGGUCAGGAGACUCCUUAAGAGGCAAGUUCAGUCUCAGGUGCUUGGAUUCCAUGGUCACAGAUUCCACUGGAUAUGAAGUUGGUAGUUAAACAAUUGGAGAUUCGUUACCAUGGAUACUCAAAAAACUUAGCACUCUGGAAUCAAGACAUAAGACUUCUGGUUAGGUCUCUCCACAGCGUCAGACUGAAGAGGCUAUGGAACGUGUCUGUCCCCUGGUGGCCAGUCCUGGGAUGACCUCGGGUUUCCUUGGCCACAAAAGCAUGGAUGAAAGGACUAUUUCUGGGUGUUGCCUCAGCGCCCCCCAUGCUUGUGUGGAUCCCAACACAAUGUGCUAAGGAGCGUUUGCACUGUAUGCUGGGUAGAAUUCCUGCUUAUAAAUGCUUUUGGUUGUUUCCACACUGAACCCUGGCUGUGUCUGGGGGCUGGUUUGGGCCCUCCUCCAAUGUGUGAGGAGAGAUGGGGGUCAUGUUAGUGAGGCCCAGGAGGUCCAUGUAGCGAAUGGUUCUGGAGCCCCCACCUUUACAGUUGCUCUCGUUCAGAACCUGGGCGUCUCCCACUUGUAGCCUGUGGCAGCUGAGGGAACUUCCAGCCAGCUGGUCUUCAGGUAUGUCCCCCGACUCCUACUCUCUCACCUAAGUCUGGCCUCCUCAUUGUGUUCUGGGAAACCCACACCACAGGUCUCAGCAAUGGCUGUAGGGCAAACCCAUCCCUGAGUGCUUAGACCAGCUCAGGGCACUGUGAGCAGAGGCCGGGGUCCGGGAACAGUUUGAGUGGUGACCUCUGACACAUUCCUGAGGGAUGAACAGCUUUCCAGAGCCUCUCUCUCUUUUGUGUGUGUUUGUUGAAGGGAGGGGGGAUGGAGAUGUGGAGUAGGGUGUGUGGGGGCUUAUAUAUGUGUAUGUAGUGUGUAUGUAUGUGUAUGCAUUUUUGCAUGUAUGUGUGUUUCUGUGUGUGGAGGCCAGAGGUUGAUUUGGGGUGUUCUUGGUCACUCUCCAUCUAA